Molecule: messenger RNA, 2403 nt
Organism: Lethenteron reissneri (Far Eastern brook lamprey)
Lineage: Eukaryota; Metazoa; Chordata; Hyperoartia; Petromyzontiformes; Petromyzontidae
Gene: PLCXD2
Product: phosphatidylinositol specific phospholipase C X domain containing 2
Biological process (GO): lipid metabolic process
Molecular function (GO): phosphoric diester hydrolase activity
Source: RefSeq, a predicted model, not a curated record
GUGUGUGUGAGAUGUGUCUGUGUGAGAUGUGUGUGUGAGAGAGAGAGAUCGUGAGUGCGUGCGGGGGGGCUGUGCGGGGGGGGGGGCUGAGCGAGGCCCAGGGCGGUGCAGGAUGGGGAGCAAUCUUCGGGCCUCAAGAGAGUCGGCCCCCGUCAAGCACGCGGACUGGAUGAGCUCCCUGCCGGAGCGCCUCCUCGACGUCAAGCUGCGGCACCUGGCCAUCCCAGGCUCGCACAAUUCCUUCUCAUUCGGCAUCACGCACGAGUCCCCGGUGGGCCUCGACCUCUCCGGGGAGAUCCGCGACCUCCUGGGUACCGCCGCGUCCCUCCUGGGGUCCGCGGGCGAAGCGGUCCCUCGCUACGCCGUGCAGAGCUGGGCCGUCACGCAGGCCCUCACUUUCCGUGAGCAGCUGGAGGCCGGCGUGCGCUACCUCGACCUGCGCCUGGCGGCCCACGAUUGCGGUGACGAUAGCGACGAGGAAAAGGAGGAGGAUGACGACGAUGGGAACGACGAUGACAGCGGCGGCGGGAGUGGAGUAGGAGGAGGCGGAGGUGGAGGUGGGAACGGAGGCGGCGAUGGUGGCAGCAGUGGCGACAGUGAAGGCAGCAAUAAGCCUGGAGAUGGAGGGGACGCUGGCGCAGGAGGUGGUGGAGGUGGAGGCGGCGGUGGAGAUGGGGAUGACAGUGAAGCCGGUGCUGGAGGCAGCAGUGGCAGAACGGCCAGAGACAGUGAAGGCCGAGGUGGUGGUGGAGUGGGAGGUAGCGGCGGCGUUGGUGGCGAUGGCGGCGGCGGCGGAGGCGGCGGCGACGGCGACGGCGGAGGCGCAGCAGCAGCAGGAGGCGACGGCCGCGGUGUCGGCGUGCACUUCACCCAUGGCCUCCUGGCGGGCCCCGUGUGGCGAGGCCUGCGUGAGGUGGGCGCCUUCGCGAGGGCCCACCCGCGCGAGGUGCUGCUGCUCGAGUUCAAGCACCACUACGGCCUGGGCGAGCGUCACCACCGCCUGGUGCUUGCCGCUCUCCGACGACACCUGGGCCUCCACAGGAUCUGCCCUCGUUCGGAGGCCGCGGACGCCUCCCUGCGCACCCUUUGGGAGCGCGGGCGACAGGUCAUCGUAUUCUACGAUGGGAGGGCCCUGGACGAGGAGGACCUCUGCCCCCUGACGAUGAUCCGAUCGCCGUGGCCCAACACGGACGACGUAGAGCGUGCGGUCGCCUUCCUGGAUGAGGUGGCGGCGCGGGGCCCUGCGAGCGACGCGGCCUACCGCGUGGCUCAGCUCGUGCUCACGCCCAGCACGUCACGCCCGGGCCUGCAGCUGCUCUACGGCAGCCUCAGGGCAAGCCUCGUGCAGCCGAACAUGCCCACCCUGGUGGCGUGGCUCAAGUCGCAGCGCGCGGGCCCCCAGGGCGUGAACAUCGUCAUCGCCGACUUCGUGGAGCUCAGCGACUUCAUCCCCAGCGUCAUCGCGCUCAACGACGCCCUCUGAACCCACCACCACCCCGACCCCCCCACACUUAAAGCCGCGAACGCCGCCAGUCAUCGCCGUGCUACCAUCGACGUCAACCCUCAACCGCAUCGGCUGCACACACCGUGGCAGCGGAUGCAGAUGAUACCCGAUGCACGAAUGGAAAACGUGAAACUCUCCAGUCGGUGAGCGACUGCGGUCGGCCAGAACGGACCCCCGUACGACGACGUGUCACGGCGCGAUGGCUCCGAUCCGCAAAUACGGAGUAGGGAGACAUCGUCGCGACGAUGAUACACUCCGCUGUGAACUUUGUUGUUGCUCUGCAUCUACAUCAGCAGCUGUACGAAAGAAGAAGAACGUUUAUCUAUGCGUCCAGUUUGCUGGCAUUGCUGGCUUCUGGCUGGGAUCCUUUCCACCACCACCACCGAAGCGAGUUGGGUGACUGGCUACACGGGUUUUUCUGUGCAAAAAAUAAGCGUUGAAUUGGAAUGGCGGAAGAAUGGUGUCGGGUUUAACGACGUGUAUAUUUACACGAUGUAACCCAAAAAAAAUAUAAACCUGUGUCGUGGAUGAUAUUGGUCGCGAAAGCUUCCGUGUUAAAUGGUGGAAUAAGUUUUGAAGAUGUAUAAUAAUAAUAUAAUAGAUAGUCACACAAGAGAUUGCAGUAACGACACGAGAAGACUGUCACGGUUCAGUUCACAUUGCUAUAACUUUUCAAUGUGUCUGUUCAUGUAAUUCUUUAACCAGAAUAUUCGUACAAUUUUUGGCAAUAUAUCUAUUUUUUUUAAAUUUCUCAAUGCAUUAUCUUGCCAUUUUUCCUGCAGAAUACGUUCCGUACUCCCGAGUACAGCAGGGGAUUGUGAGAAGCGUUACCAAGAUAACAACCGCCACUGUCAUGGUAUCAUCUCCCACAAAUAAAGACCCCCCCCUUGAAACCUCAA